Molecule: messenger RNA, 636 nt
Organism: Peniophora sp. CBMAI 1063
Lineage: Eukaryota; Fungi; Basidiomycota; Agaricomycetes; Russulales; Peniophoraceae
Source: the annotation of a GenBank genome assembly
AUGCCUGCCUCGUCGCAGAAACUGGCGCGAGACGACUCGCAUGGCUCGUAUAUGAACAAGAUCAAUAGCUUUUACGAGCGAGAGCUGCGGGCGGCGCUCGAAGAGCAGCGCUUUGGAGUGGAAGACGCGUUCAUGCUCGACUCUACUCCCAACGAUGCAAAGGCGUCUGUGGUCCUUUUGGAGGGCAAGACAGUAGAAGUCAAGUUGUCGAAGGAGGGUUUCAGGCUUGUGGCCCAGAAGCGCGCUUCUUUCCUGAAGCGGAAGCCAGUCUACGAGACGAUCGACGAUCUGCUGGCGGCGGUCAGUCCGAUGUACAAAUCGCGCCUCCAUGAUACCCUACUCGACAAACUCAACGCUAUUGCCGCGCGCCUGGACGUCGCCGAAACGCGCAAAUCAGAUAACCGCUCGCUUUCACCAUCACCCUCGCCGUCCCCUGAUUAUUCGUAUUCCGCGACGCCGACGGCCGGCACACCCAUACGAUCACUCACGCCAGAGGUGGGCUCACCCCCAGAUCUCGCUACGCUUGACUCCGUCCGAGGCCUCAAUUCAAUUCACGUCGAGCACACGCGACCUGCCCUGACCGCACGAGCGUCAACCCAUACGUCUUACUAUUCUGCCUUCUCUGAAAUGGACUAG